This is a messenger RNA of Eimeria mitis, 981 nucleotides long. Its product is annotated as nuf2 family domain-containing protein, putative. The record is from RefSeq and is a predicted model, not a curated record. The transcript is spliced from 5 exons. Bases 1 to 981 code for a protein of 326 amino acids. NCBI's taxonomy places the organism in Eukaryota, Apicomplexa, Conoidasida, Eucoccidiorida, Eimeriidae.
AUGUCUUCGCUUGAGGUGGAGCUGCUGAAUGCCGAAGACAAGAGGGCGCUGCAGCAGAAGCAGCAGCAACGGCUGCAGCAGGAAGUGAAGGAAGCAGCAGAAGAGCUGCGGCGGCUGCAGCAGCAAAAAGAAGAUUACACUGAUCAGAUCGUACACAGCCCAAACAAGCUGAAGCAGAAACGUCUAGAGCUGCAGCAGCAGCAGCAGCAGCAAGACAUGCGCCUGUCAGACCUCAGCAAGCAGCGGCAGCAGCAGCAGCUGCUGCAGCAGCAAAUGGAAAGGGCCCUAAAGAAAGCACUAAAGGCUGAAACCCUUCUAUCCUCGCACAAAACAAAUUGCUUGCUGCCGUAUGUAUCAGCUCGGCAGGACUUGCGUGCAACAGAGAAGACGCAGAAGGAGCUGCAGCAGCGGCGUCAGCAGCUGCAGCAGCAGCUGCAGCAGCAGCAGCAAGAAUACCAGCAGCAGCAGCAGCAACUCAUCACCGAGGAAGAAUGCAGCAGCAGCAAAACAAAAGAAAUGAAAGAAAGAGUGCAGCAAGCAAAAGAAGAAGCAAACCAAUUCUGGAGUCUACUGCCGUCGCAGCAGGACUCUAUAAAGCAGCUGCAGCAGCAGCUGCAGCAGCUGCAGGUGUCUAUACAGCAGAAGCGAGCAGCACACGCGGAGCUGCUGCUGGCAGUGAAGGAGGCGCAGCAGCAAACAGAAGAAAUGUUUCGUUCUUAUCUAGCGAAAAUUGAAGCGUGCAGACGUGCGCUGCCACCCCCCGCGAGUUUAAGAGAAACCCUCGCUAACAGCGAGAACAAACCCCCACAAACCCUGCAGCAGCAGCAGCAGCAGCAGCAGCAGCACAAGCAGCAGCAGCAGCAGCACAAGCAGCAGCACAAGCAGCAGCAGCACGAAGACGGAGAACAGCACCACAACAGGAUGGGGCCCCCAACAGUCCUCGAGCCUCUUCCUAAACCCCUCUCCUGUGGUCUCAACUAA